Rubroshorea leprosula is the source of this 1444-nucleotide messenger RNA. Lineage: Eukaryota; Viridiplantae; Streptophyta; Magnoliopsida; Malvales; Dipterocarpaceae. The record is from the annotation of a GenBank genome assembly.
GGAAUCCAUUUCUCUCCAGCCCCCCUUCUCCUCUCCCUCUCCCCUCCUCUCCUCUUUCUUCUUCAUUUUUUUUUUUUUUUUGGAAAAUUAUUGAUUUUUUUUUUUUUUUUUUUGGUCCAUGGAAAAUUAUUGAUUGAGAAGAAGAGAAGGAAACGGAAGAGAUUUUUUCUUCUAUUUUUUGGGGGUUUUGAGGGAGAAAAGGGAAAAAAGGAAGCAUUUUGAGAUUCUGGGUUUUUAUUUUGGGGUUUGAUUGAUUAAUUUAUGGAGUUGGACAGCAUUGAGUGUGUGUCAUCUGUAGAUGGAAUCGAGGAGGAUGAGAUCCAUCACCACAAUCCCCACCAUCCUCUUCCUCAUCACCACCAUCAAUUCCCUACAUCCAAGACUUACAAUGCCACCAACGGUAUUUUGGGUCCGACGGCGAUUGCUCCGGCCACCAGCGUCCAUGAGCUGCUAGAAUGCCCCGUCUGCACCAAUUCCAUGUACCCACCAAUCCAUCAGUGCCAUAAUGGGCAUACACUUUGCUUUACCUGUAAAGCAAGGGUGCACAACCGCUGCCCGACUUGCAGACAGGAGCUUGGAGAUAUUAGGUGCUUAGCAUUGGAGAAGGUAGCCGAGUCACUUGAAUUGCCCUGCAAAUAUUACAAUUUGGGAUGUCCAGAGAUAUUCCCUUAUUACAGCAAACUCGAGCACGAGACAGUUUGCAACUACAGACCAUAUAAUUGCCCAUAUGCUGGAUCCGAGUGUGCUGUCGUUGGUGAUAUCCCUUUCCUGGUUUCCCAUCUGAGGGAUGAUCACAAGGUAGACAUGCAUAGUGGAUGCACUUUUAACCAUCGUUAUGUAAAAUCAAACCCCCGGGAAGUAGAGAAUGCAACUUGGAUGUUAACGGUCUUUCAUUGGUUUGGUCAGUAUUUCUGCCUUCACUUCGAAGCCUUCCAGCUAGGCAUGGCUCCUGUGUAUAUGGCAUUUCUUCGUUUUAUGGGUGAUGAGGCUGAAGCUCGGAACUAUAGCUACAGCCUUGAGGUUGGAGCAAAUGGCAGGAAACUUAUAUGGGAGGGAACCCCGCGAAGCAUCCGGGACAGCCACAGGAAAGUUAGGGACAGCCAUGAUGGUCUAAUCAUCCAGCGUAACAUGGCACUUUUCUUCUCUGGUGGGGAUAGGAAGGAGUUGAAGCUGAGAGUUACAGGAAGGAUAUGGAAGGAACAACAAAAUUCAGAUGCUGAUGUGUGCAUACCAAACUUGUGUAGUUGAGAGUUGAUUUUGAUGAUUUAUUUUAAUCUCUUCUUAAACGCUGUGUGUUGCAUCUCUGCCAAGUUUUUUCUGGUAUACCAUGACAGGUCGGCUUGAAAGUUUUCAGCUUCUGUUGCUUGUCUAAUAAUCAGAGUCUCUUCCCUAACUUUCCCUUUGUCAUUUUAGUUAGACACCUGAAUACAGCCCAUGAAUCCUU